Messenger RNA from Amoebophrya sp. A25, 1666 nucleotides. Lineage: Eukaryota; Dinophyceae; Syndiniales; Amoebophryaceae. The record is from the annotation of a GenBank genome assembly.
AUGGGGCUGCCGCUGCUUAUUUGUGGGGCUGUGCUCCAAUUGGUGCACAUCGUGAAGAGGAGCAUGCAUCAGGUGGAGCCGCCGACAGCCGGGACCACUCAGCUGCCGAUGCUCAGCGCGAUCGAUACUGCAAAUGUUGUUGCUGAUGGGAAUGUAACGGCUGCCGCUGUGGUUACUAGAACUGCGAGCGCAAGCUGCAGGGGUGAAAACGCGUCAACAUCUGCAACGGCUGCGUCUCCAUGCAAUGCUAGCGGAAAUGGCGCAUGUUUGUCGCUGUUGGAGCGUGGUGACAGCGCUGGUGCUGCGUCUGCGAUGCAUGGUACGAACGGAGCGGCGAACAGAACUUCCAGUUUUAAUUCUGCUGCAGGUAUCAAGCCUAAUCUGAUGAUCACUGAAGCUGACAACGUCGAGGUGGAUCAUGCCGUGCAGGUAACGAGUAACUACAAUAUUGCGAGCAAGAAUACUAGUGAUAAUAGCACUGGUCGCACGGUGGAUGUGAUUGCGGAAGUAAUCAUGCCUGGCCCUCAGUUGGAAAGCGAUGCUAUUGCAGCAAACUGGACGGACAAGAACCACAACGAAGCCUGGGAUUCUGAGGUAGAGAAGGCAGAUCCUUUGACUGAAGAACAGCGUGAAUUCUUUACGGAGGCUUUGAAUAUGGAGGCCAAGAUGAAUCCGGAGGCCUCGAAGCCGAUGGCCACCCUGUUUGUGUCGACGACGGCAACCGAGGAAACGCAGGAGACGAAACCAGAAGCCAAUAUUUCCAUGAAUUUGGGAGGAAACUUAACGGCCUCUAGCGCAGCAGCAGCAAACCCAGUGCUGCAGAAAGCACUCGGGACAGACCCGAAUGGCGUGAUGAGCGUGGCUCUGUCGGUAUUUGAGGAAAUAGAUAUGUCACUGUUGUGCAGAAGUCUACGUAGUGAUUUGGAGGAACAUGAAAUCUCUUUGUUUUUCUCCAAUUGAAGAAAAUUACCUUAAAUAUUAUACUUAGUUCAUCAACUACUUCCACAUCCACCCACGUAUAAAAACAUGAUCAUCACAAGUACGACUUUCAACAAUCAUGUCACUAUAUCGGAAGAAGUCAACAACCUGAUAUCGUCACCUCUUUCUUAGUUGACGACGACGACCGCGACUGUGACAACGUCCAUGGCCACUGAGACCUCGACGACGGUUAGGACGACAACGGUGAUCGCAACGCCUGUGCCGCAAGAAGAAGAGGCCACUCGUACCUUCACUGGGACGAACGGCUCUGCAGUGAACUUCACGACAAGCGCCCAAGUCAGGGAGGCAAUCGAAAAGGCAACUGCCGAAACCUAUGUCGAUUUGGGAGUCUCUCAUGUGCAACCAAUUACUUUCAGCACAGUGGAUUUGGCCGCCGCUUCACCGAGCAUGCUCAUGCUACAAGAGGAAGAGAAGAGUACUAUUUAUUUUAUCUACAAAGAUUGCGAUUUGGCGUCGCUCCCAAGAGAUAAACCUCCUCGAACAUGAGGGCGUUAUACUUUGUGAAUCUCCACUAGUGAAAGUGAACGAUCUCUAGCUUUCAACGGAGCUAAUCUCUAGCUUUUGUGACAACUACAACUUCCACACAGCCGCAUCAGCUAAUCUCUAGCAUGUGACAACUACAACUUCCACACAGCCGCAUCGACCGGAUCGACGAGCAGGAGCAUAG